This is a messenger RNA of Penicillium olsonii, 1641 nucleotides long. The record is from the annotation of a GenBank genome assembly. Lineage: Eukaryota; Fungi; Ascomycota; Eurotiomycetes; Eurotiales; Aspergillaceae.
AUGAAGAUCAACACGUCGUCAAUCCUUCUCUUCCUCCUUCCCGCCAUCUCGGCCGCACUCGCCGAUGGAUCAUACAAUGACAACAUUGAAUCUCGAGUCUCACGGGAGACAGUCGGCGCCAACGCCCGUCUCGCUGACUCGGAGACAGUUGCGUCAAAUGUUGCCAAAGGGGCGCCGGACGUCUCGGUCGAUGGCAAAGAUGGAAGACCGCACGCCGGUCCGUGGGUCGAAACCAACGCGGACCGUGAUCGCAAGGUGACCAAGGGCAGUGAUGGGAUUGACUUAUCAACAAAAUACGACCCCAAGAUUCCAUCGUCGCAGCAUUUGAGCACGGAAGGAGGAAAAGUGAUCCCACAUUCCAAUGGUGGCGUUAUGGAUGAUCCGUACCGGGCGGGCCCCAAAGAGGGCACACGCGGAACCGAGGGAGGUGUGUCCGGGAAAGCAAAGGAGAGCCAAUAUACGCCCGAAAAAGUGCCCGGAGGGCCAAAAGAAGCGCCUCCGCUACCCCACAGCGAGGCCAAGAAGCUGUCUGACAGCGAUGACAUUGUAAUCGGGAGUGGAAGUCGGACAGCGGACGGCUCGGGCUCGCUGGGCAAGCUGGAGAAACCCGCUGACCUGCCCGAAAAGCCCCACGAUAUCCCGCACCCCAAGCCCCCGACGAUGAUCAAGGACGAUUCCCUUGACCUCGACCACGGUCUGAAGGGCUCGGGAUCAUCCUCGAGCUCAUCCUCGAGCUCAUCUUCGCUAGGCCAUCACGAACAUGAUCUGGGUGAUGCUGCGCCUGAUGCUCUCCAUUCUCUGGUUUUCUCGUUCACCAUGAUCCUGGUCUCAGAGAUCGGUGAUAAGACAUUCCUCGUGGCUGCGUUGAUGGCCAUGAGACAUCCUCGGAUGGUGGUGUUCAGUGCCGCCUUCAGUGCUUUGAUUGGAAUGACAGUGCUCUCCGCAGUUUUGGGACACGCCGUUCCCGCCCUUAUCCCCAAAAGCUUCACCAAGUUCAUGGCCGCCAUUCUCUUCUUGGUCUUUGGUGCCAAGAUGCUCAAGGAAGGCCGUGAGAUGUCUCCUGAUGAGGGUGUCGGCGAAGAGAUGCGGGAGGUGGAGGCAGAAUUGGAGGAGAAGGAGCAUGAGCAAUUGCGCCUGGGCCGCCGUCGCUCGUCGGUCACCCCCCACAACCUGGAAGCUGGUCGUGCUGGAGGUCGCCCCAAGACUCGCGGCUCAGGCAACCGCUUGCCCUCUCCCCCGGAGAGCAUUUCCUCUUCUUCGUCUCGAGGUUCUUCCCCUCACCCUCGCCAGCGCUUGACUGAUGCCUUCUCUGGGCUGAGCAAUCUCUUCUCUCUCCUUCUCAGCCCGGCUUGGGUUCAGACUUUCGUCAUGACUUUCCUAGGUGAAUGGGGCGACCGCAGCCAGAUUGCUACGAUUGCCAUGGCUGCUGGGCAAGACUAUUGGUGGGUCACUAUCGGUGCGAGUGCUGGUCACGGAAUCUGUACCGCCGCCGCCGUGAUUGGAGGACGGGCGAUCGCUGGUCGGGUCAGCAUGCGCGUUGGUAUGUAUCUUCUCCUCUGCUACAGGGCUACCACUAACUCUUUCAGUUACCCUUGGCGGCGCUGUUGCCUUCCUUGUAUUCGGAGUCAUCUACUUCUUUGA